This is a messenger RNA of Physeter macrocephalus (sperm whale), 1181 nucleotides long. Its product is annotated as histone-binding protein RBBP4. NCBI's taxonomy places the organism in Eukaryota, Metazoa, Chordata, Mammalia, Artiodactyla, Physeteridae. Gene Ontology annotation, biological process: regulation of DNA-templated transcription; chromatin remodeling. The transcript has 9 exons. Gene Ontology annotation, molecular function: nucleosome binding; histone binding. Gene Ontology annotation, cellular component: NuRD complex; ESC/E(Z) complex; nucleus. The coding region runs from base 132 to 1181 and encodes 349 amino acids. The record is from RefSeq and is a predicted model, not a curated record.
AAGGUGCGCGAGUCGGCCCUCACUCAGGGGCAGCAGGAAACAAUAGAGGCCGCGCGCGUAGAGCGAGCGCCCGCUGCCUCCCCGCCCCUCUCGCAAAGCUCAACCCGAUCCCACUGGCUUGUCUGCCCGCCAUGGCCGACAAGGAAGCAGCCUUUGAUGACGCAGUAGAAGAACGUGUGAUCAAUGAAGAAUACAAAAUAUGGAAAAAGAACACUCCUUUUCUUUACGAUUUGGUGAUGACCCAUGCUCUGGAGUGGCCCAGCCUAACUGCACAGUGGCUUCCUGAUGUAACCAGACCAGAAGGGAAAGAUUUCAGUAUUCAUCGACUUGUCCUGGGGACACACACGUCAGAUGAACAAAACCACCUUGUGAUAGCCAGUGUGCAGCUCCCUAACGAUGAUGCUCAGUUUGAUGCUUCACACUACGACAGUGAAAAAGGAGAAUUUGGAGGUUUUGGCUCGGUUAGUGGAAAAAUUGAAAUAGAAAUCAAGAUCAACCAUGAAGGAGAAGUAAACAGGGCACGCCAUAUGCCCCAGAACCCUUGCAUCAUUGCCACAAAGACUCCAUCCAGUGAUGUUCUUGUUUUUGACUAUACGAAACAUCCUUCUAAACCAGACCCUUCUGGAGAGUGCAACCCAGACUUGCGUCUCCGUGGACAUCAGAAGGAAGGCUACGGGCUUUCUUGGAACCCAAAUCUCAGUGGGCACUUACUUAGUGCUUCAGAUGACCAUACUAUCUGCCUAUGGGACAUCAGUGCUGUUCCAAAGGAAGGAAAAGUUGUGGAUGCGAAGACCAUCUUUACAGGGCAUACAGCAGUAGUAGAAGAUGUCUCCUGGCAUCUGCUCCAUGAGUCUCUGUUUGGGUCAGUUGCUGAUGAUCAGAAACUUAUGAUCUGGGAUACUCGUUCAAACAAUACUUCCAAACCAAGCCACUCAGUUGAUGCUCACACUGCUGAAGUGAACUGCCUUUCUUUCAAUCCUUAUAGUGAGUUCAUUCUUGCCACAGGAUCAGCUGACAAGACUGUUGCCUUGUGGGAUCUGAGAAAUCUGAAACUUAAGUUGCAUUCCUUUGAAUCACAUAAGGAUGAAAUAUUCCAGGUUCAGUGGUCACCUCACAAUGAGACUAUUUUGGCUUCCAGUGGUACUGAUCGCAGACUGAAUGUCUGGGAUUUAACGCUGUAG